UUAUGGACUUUCCCAACACGUCAAAGAUUUUAAAUCUCUUCUUAUUCAAAUAUAAUACUAAGCAAUGCAUAAGUUCUAAAAUAAAUUAUUGACAUUAGAAUUAAGCAUUACACUAAUUAACAUCAAGUCCUUUUCGGGAAUUUGCUAGAUAGGAAAUUAGGAAGGUGAUUCAUGCCUCCAAAGUUAAAGUAUUAGUACCAGCACUGAGCAAAAUAUUGAAACAACCCUCUCCUGCUCUCCUUCAACCCAACUUCCUACCAACGCAAACAUCAAAAUAACUAGUGUUUAUAUAAAGCACUUCCUCUAUAUUCCCUCUGUUUCAUCAAGAUUCAAAAACCCGAUCUCUCUUUUCUUUCUUUCCAUGGUUUCCUCUUCUUCCUCAAGCAAAACCAUGAAGAAAUCUACGGCACUAGCUGAUGCAGCGUCGUGGUACUGUGCCGUAGCCUUAUUGGCCUUGAUAUUGAUAAGUUCCAUCAAGGCAAAUUCUGUAUCAGAUGAACCUGUGAGAGGGAGUCAGCUCCUCAACCGACCCUGUGAUGAAAUCUAUGUCGUAGGAGAAGGGGAGACCCUUCACACCAUCAGCGACAAGUGCGGCGACCCUUUUAUCGUUGAGCGCAACCCUCACAUCCAUGACCCUGACGAUGUUUUCCCUGGCCUUAUUAUCAAGAUCAUUCCUUCAACUGACAGGAAACUAUAGAGGUAGCCAUACACACAGGCCAGAAGCUUCUUCAAAUUUAUACAGGCUUGUAUCAUAACAUCAUAUAUAUAUUCUCAAACAGGAACAGAAGAAGAUUUAUACUUUUCUUUUCCGUUUUUCGUAGUCAUGGAACAGGGGAUGAACAGUUGAAUAGCAAAGCCUUUGUAAUAAGUUCAAGGCUCAAUAUUGGCGCUUUGAAAUUAUAGAGAGAAAUGGUCUUCCUAAAUAUAGGAUCAUAAUAUGGAGAUUGGAUUCUCCAGGAAAAAUUUCAGUUCUUCUGUAGUUACUUUUGUCCUAAUUUCAGCUUUCUUUUAUGUCCUAUAUCUAGUUUUGGUUCACCUUCCUUUUUGGUUCUUGAUGAUUGAUCAAGAGGAAAGAUCUUUUGAGAUUAUAAUAUAUCCUAAAAACACUGUAUCCAUCAAGUACCUGCCGAUCCUAUUGUGGGAUUCAGAGGUUGUGAACAUAGUAUUUCUUUCUGUCUAUUCACUUGGAAUAGCAGAUUUCUAUUCCGUCUUGUGAAUAUCUUUCUGUUAAUUCUCGGCCUCCUUCAAGGCUGCCAGAAAAAGUACUGUUAAAUUGCCGGUUUGAUACGACAAAAGCCAUCGGCUUUUUGUCAACGGAAGAAAAGUCUUACACUAUUUAAUCUGGUGAUGACAAAAACAGAGUAGGCUGCGAAUUCGAACU
Molecule: messenger RNA, 1381 nt
Organism: Durio zibethinus
Lineage: Eukaryota; Viridiplantae; Streptophyta; Magnoliopsida; Malvales; Malvaceae
Source: RefSeq, a predicted model, not a curated record